AGCUGGGAAAAUAGACACAAGAAACUGAAUAAUAUUAUGAGAAACAUUUUAAUGAAUUAAUUCUUUAUCGUUUGCUCAAACCGUAUUUUUGUGGAAAAAAAUGAUGAAAAACCGAGACGAAGGGUCCGUCCGCGAAGAGAGCCGCUGUUCAGCGGUUUCGACAUAGCGGCGCUCCGAGUCCGAGCAGCCGAGUCACAUGUGGAGGAAGCAGGAAGUGGAUGGAGGCUCUCGCGCACUGCAGUCACGCACGGCUCUCCACGCGCACAGUUCACACGGUGCUUGCGCUACGGUGUGGCGACACGGGCAGCGGGGGCGUGCGCGCGCGCGCGACGACGACGCGGAGCACGAGCACGAGCACGAGCACGGGAACGCGCUCGCGGGACCCUGACAUGGUGGUUGCGUGAGGAGGUCCGGGACGGGAGCGGCGGGUCGAGAUGUUUGAGAAUUUCCGGGAGAGACUGCAGACCGUGCAGCAGGACCUCACGAGCGGAAUAAAGACACUGAGUGACAAAUCAAAGGAUGUGAAGAAAAAGAAAAAACAAAGGGAGUGCAAUCUUUCACAGUUUAUGGCUGGAGCGGAGCUGCUCAGAUGGUACGAAGACAGCUGGGUUGCCCUCCAUAAACGAGCUAAGGAAUGCGCUAAAGCUGCAGAGGCGGUGGAUGGGGAGGUGGUGAUGCUUUCGGCUCACUGGGAGAAGAGACGCGCUGCCCUGGGGGACCUCCUGGACCAACUGCAGCAGAUCCCUGCCUUCCUCGCCGAUCUGCAGUCCAUCACCACCCGCAUCGCGCACCUGGAGGCCGACUUUGAGGAGACGGAGAGUCGGCUGAUGCACCUGGAGAACCUGUGUGGUCAGUGUGAGCUGCAGCGCUUCAAGGAGCACCGGAGGAUGCAGCUGGAGAACUACAAGAAGAAAAAAAGGAAAGAACUGGAGUCUCUUAAAGCGGAGCUGGACGCGGAGCAUGCUCAGAAGGUUCUGGAGAUGGAGCACUCCCAGCAGGUGAAGCUGAAGGAGAGACAGAAGUUUUUUGAGGAGGCCUUCCAGCAGGACAUGGAGCAGUACCUUUCCACAGGAUACCUGCAGAUCGCAGAGAGAAGAGAGCCUAUAGGGAGCAUGUCUUCAAUGGAGGUCAACGUGGACAUCCUGGAGCAGAUGGACCUGAUGGACGUGUCGGAUCAGGAGGCACUGGACGUGUUCCUCAACUCAGGAGCGGAGGAAAACAAUGCAGCCUCACCAGCACUGGGUACAAAUCCAGAACCGGACACCCUGGACUCUGAGGUCACGCUACAGGUGCCCACGCGGGCCGAACUCCACCACGAAUCGUCCUCCUACUCCUCCACCGCCACAGAAACGGAAGGGGCCGAGGAGACCAGCGAGGAGGGCAGCGCCUCCCCUGUGGUGCAGUCGGAUGAGGAGGAGGUGCAGGCUGACACUGUCCUGGAGACGCUGCCUGAUAGCGAGUCCCUCAAGAACUCUGACGACAGCGACUCGCAGGCCUUGUAGGCUGGGACUCAGCAGCUGUGAGGGACUGCUCAUCUGCCCAAAAUUGCUCUACUGCCUGCUUUCAGUAUCAGGAGGGGAAAGAGGUCUUCAGUCAUUUCUGGUGUUUCUGUUUAUGAAACCUCCCAAAACUCCCCUUUUCCUCUC
Molecule: messenger RNA, 1646 nt
Organism: Scleropages formosus (Asian bonytongue)
Lineage: Eukaryota; Metazoa; Chordata; Actinopteri; Osteoglossiformes; Osteoglossidae
Gene: dtnbp1a
Product: dystrobrevin binding protein 1a
Exons: 10
Coding region: 435-1502 (355 amino acids)
Biological process (GO): regulation of synaptic vesicle exocytosis; negative regulation of protein kinase activity; neuron projection development
Cellular component (GO): neuron projection; cytoplasm; plasma membrane
Source: RefSeq, a predicted model, not a curated record